Hevea brasiliensis (rubber tree) is the source of this 1339-nucleotide messenger RNA. RefSeq lists its product as uncharacterized. The transcript is spliced from 7 exons. Gene Ontology annotation, biological process: peptidyl-lysine monomethylation; peptidyl-lysine dimethylation. Gene Ontology annotation, molecular function: protein-lysine N-methyltransferase activity. The record is from RefSeq and is a predicted model, not a curated record. The coding region runs from base 153 to 1172 and encodes 339 amino acids. NCBI's taxonomy places the organism in Eukaryota, Viridiplantae, Streptophyta, Magnoliopsida, Malpighiales, Euphorbiaceae. Gene Ontology annotation, cellular component: cytoplasm.
CACAACGCAUUUAUAAGGUUUGACCAUGUCCGGUGCUUCCCCACGGUGAUUCCUCUGACAUCACCCUCGGAGUCUCUCUUUCUCUAUCUGAGUGCCGCGCAAAUCUCCAAAGCCGUCUCCCUUGCCCCUCCUCAGAUUAAUCAUACACUUUCAUGGCGGGAAUACGGUUGCAACCGGAAGAAGCCGACCUUACACAGCUGCAAACCCGAGCUACCACUGCUGAUCUGGUUUCCGACGACGAGAGGUCUGUUGCUGCCGACUCCUGGUCCAUUAAGAGCGACUAUGGAAGCACUCUCGAUGAUGAUCAACGCCACGCCGAUGCAGCCGAGGCUCUUUCUUCUGCCAAUUUCCGUGCUGCUUCUGAUUACAAUUCUGACAAGGACGAAGCAGAUGGUGAAGGGGUGGCAUCAAUGCUAGGUCUUCAGACUUAUUGGGAUGCUGCAUAUGCAGAUGAGUUGGCAAACUUUCGUGAGCAUGGCCAUGCUGGUGAAAUAUGGUUUGGGUCUGAUGUAAUGGAUGUUGUUGUUUCUUGGACCAAGAGCUUGUGCAUUGAGAUUUCACAAGGUCACAUUCCUAAUCAUGUUGAUGAUGUCAAGUCUGAACCUGGUGAACAGGGAGAUAAAUAUUUGUCUAGCUGGAGUGUACUUGACAUUGGAACUGGCAACGGUUUGCUCCUUCAAGAACUUGCAAAACAGGGGUUCUCUGAUUUAACUGGAGUUGAUUAUAGUGAAGGGGCAAUUGACCUUGCCAGGAGCCUUGCUGAUCGUGAUGGUUUUUCCAACAUCAACUUUCUGGUUGUUGAUAUUCUUGAAACAAAGGUAGAAAGACAGUUCCAGCUUGUGAUGGAUAAAGGAACUUUAGAUGCCAUUGGAUUGCAUCCUGAUGGUCCUAUCAAAAGGAUCAUGUACUGGGAUUCUGUUUCAAAGUUGGUUGCAUCUGGUGGAAUAUUGGUAAGCACCUCGUGUAACAGUACAAAGGAUGAACUGGUGCAUGAAGUGGAAAGUUUCAACCAGAGGACUAAUCUGUCCCAGGGAUUAGAGACUCGGAAGGACCAAGUAUCUGGAGAUCAUCCUGUAUUCCGAUAUCUCAAUCAUGUUCAAACAUAUCCCGCAUUCAUGUUUGGCGGAUCUGUGGGAUCACGUGUUGCUACUGUGGCAUUCCUUCGGAGCUAAGCGUUAAUUUGGUGUUGGCUUGUCAGGUUUUGUUAUCAUGUUUUGAAGGUGUUAAAUGUAUCUGCAUGAUAGAAAUCAUCCCUUUCAAGAAAACUUGCUAUGUGCUUGAAAAUUAUUGAAUCCUGGAUUUGACACAUUAGUGAUAGUUCAUCCACAUUAAUCCCUUA